CAGCUCGGGCGAGUAAGUGACCGACCCGAUACUAGAUUGAUUCUAGACGUUGUAUCAUUACGACGAAUACUGCAAUAGAAAGGAUGAACUUGUCUUCUACUUGAAAGGAAUACGAUUCGCGUUAGCUUGGCUGUAGUAGCCCUUUAAUUUGAUACCUGUCGUCUUCUAUUCAUACCUCCAACUUAUCAGACAAAGACUGUGAGGCGACUUCGUUCUUUUUCCUCAAAGGUUGCCUUUAAACCUUUCCCUUGUUUUUUGAAGGACCUUGUUGGUUACAUUUUUUUUUGUUGUAGUGAGAUAUACCGGACAGCAAAGUGGAUUUAACAGGAGCGUCGCCGCCGUCCACCAUCCGUUCUCCAAGAUGCUAUUGGUGUCUCCGCGGCUAGUCGACACACCUCGCAUGGAGCCUGUACUGUCUGGAUCACUGAGGAGGAGGCUGACUGCGACCGAGGGGGCCCACCAGGGGGGCUUACGGCAGGGCCAAGGGCCCGGUAACGGUCCUGGUCUGGGAGUGAACGGUACCUCAGACGGUACCUCAAUGGCCCAGGGGCCAGGGGGGCCAGCCAAGCGACUCUGCCUUGAGGACGUGACCCUUGCCAUGGGUGCCACCUUCCAACAAAGCCCUUACUCUGGAGGGCCAAGUCCCGGAGGACAUGGAGGCCCAGGAAGCCAGGGAUCUCUGGAAAGCAACAGGCUGGGGAAUGGCAACAAUGGUCUGGGUUCACCUUACUCCAUCCCCCCUAAGGCGAGUCCAGGGGGAGGUGGUGGACAUUUUCACCCUAAUGGAAGCUCAUCGUCUGCCCCAUCGGUCGAGCAGGAGCUCCAGGACAUCCUGGACGAGUUGACCAAUAACCCGGAUCCUUCUCUGCAGGAGUUGGAUCUUGACAAGAUAUUGGGGAAUAAAGAGGAUCAGAAUCCAGGGCCGGGAUACAUCCACCCGCAUUCCCCUAAACGCUCCCCACAGAGACCCACCUCUCACCUGGAGAGCCACUUAACCCGCUCCCCAGGCUUUCCCCAGGCUGGUUCUCCCCAAGUAGGCCCGAGCCCAGCAGGAGCACCCUACUCCAUCCCCCAUCCCUCCAAACCCGUUCCCUCACCUCUCUCAGCUUCCCCGCACCAUUCCUCUUCGUCCCAGAACCAAGCUCGAUCUCCAAUGCUAUCCGCCGCCCUUUCCUCUCGACCAGUGUCUACAUGGCAUGCCCAACAGCUCCAGCAAAUGGCAUCCAACUCCAACAAACAUCUUUCCUCCAACACCCUUAUCUCACAGACCCAGAACCAACCCCAGAGCCAGGCCUCAAUGCCUCCCCUAACCCAGCAAGGCUCACCCUGGGGUGGCCAGAAACUCUCCAAUCUCCCCAGCUCCUCGCCGCUUCACCAACAACCAUUCAGCCCAGCAGGAAGCAUUCAAAGCCCCCAGGGUUCGAUGUCCAUCUCCAGCCUGGCCCCAGCUUCAUCCGCGGGGCCUUCCCCGCCCUACCGCCCCGAGAAGCUAGCUAGUCCAGUCCUGGCUCAACCCCCUUUUAGCCCUCCGAGCACCCUCCUACCUGGAGGGAGCACCAGCACUUCCAGCACUUUAUCCAACACCCAAGGGUCACAAGCCAACUACUUGCCCAGUGGAGGCGCGUCAACGUCGGGCACCACGAGGCCAUCGCCCCCCUACCGGACCGACAAGCCUCACCAAAGUCCGUCGCUCCAGUCACAGGCUCAGCAGGCCCAGAACCAACCCCAAACCCAACAACCCCAUCCGUACAACACCCCGAACGGGUCGGGACCCAAUAGCAACAUGUCCAGUCAGCUUUACAAAGCCAUGACGGCUGGUCAACCGAGCAGCCUCAAGCUACUCAUGCAGCAGCAGCAACAACAGCAACAGCAGCAGCAACAAUCAAACAGUCAGCAGCUCCAGACGAACGCCCAACUGGGUCAACACCCAUCCAUGUCCAAACCAGGCGCCGGUGGAGUCCCACAUCAAGAACCUCCAUAUUCUUUCACCAACACCAAGCCCCUUCGCCAUUUUGACCUGGACCCUCAAGGGCAGCAACAGAAAAUGGCGGGUGGGGGCGGACCCACUUUGGGCCCGGGACAGGUCGGCCCCCCGAACCCAAUGGCUGGCUAUAGGGGAAUGCAGCAUGGCGGCACAGCCGGAGUAUCCUCGGUCACGGCGAACCACGCCCAUAUACUGCAACAGAGGAUGCAACAGAGAGCGGCAAUGCAACAGGCGGCAGCAGCAGGCAUGGGGCAGCAACACUGUAGAGAGGAGCAGAGCCCGGGCAUGGUCCCCCACCUCCAGGACCCUCCCGUGCCUCGUCCAGCCCAGACCACCACCAACUACAACCAGCUGUUGAAGAGCCAGCUCAUCAGGAAACACCUCCAGCAGCAGGUUCUCCAGGAGCAGAAGAGACAGAUGGAGCAGAUGAAUGGGGGCCAGAUGACUGAAUGCCAACAGGGGGCGCCAUUUACAGACUGUGGCGGCGGUGGAGGGUACACCAUGGGGGGCCCCCAGCUAUCCCACGGAGGUCCCCUGCCACCCGGGCCAGGCCGCCUCUCACUCCCCCCCGGACACCCCUGCCACCCGAGUCACGCCGGACCCCCGGGGUCUUUCUCCCAAGUGGGCCGUCCAGUAGCAGCCUUCAUGGGGGGGCCUCAAGGCUCCAAGCAGCCCCUCUAUCACCCCUCCCAGGUGGGCGAGUUUGUUGGUGCUGGUGGUAUGCCAAUGAGACAACCUCAGUUGCCGCACAGCAUGAUGGGAAUGGACGGUCCGGCGGGUCCUCCAAGGCCCGGGAUGCAGCAGCAGGUGUCCAGGACGGGGAUGGCGAUCGGGGCUUCGGGCCUCCGGUCGGGGCUACCCCCGGGUCACCCACAGCACCCUCAGCAUCUACGCCAGGCUCUGAACCACGGCGGCAGUGGAGCGCCGCUCCCGAGGAUGAUGUUUACUGCCCAGCAAGCGCAUCAGCAACAACAACAACAACAGCAGCAGCAGCAGCAACAACAACAGACUGCGAUGUGGCCUCAGCAACAGCAGAUGUCACUGGUGAGCGCCAUGCAGCAGCGAAUGCCCUGCGGUGACACCCACAUGGACCAGUCGGCCAAUCACCAGCAGCCGCACGGACACAUUUUUCCCGCAGGGGUUGGGCCUUCGAACGGAAGCUGCGGCCCAAACCCUAACAGCCAGUUUACCCAGCAGUCAUUGCGGUCGGGGAUGCCCGGAGGUGGCGGUGGUGGUAACAAUUUCAGCUCCCACCAAGGACCUCCAUCGUUACCCUCCAGCCAGGGGAUCGGUGUGCCUUCGUUACCCAGCAGACUCAUGCAGAAGCUGGGCGUCUCCGCAGCCGGCCAGCCCCUGCCCUCCAUGGUCCACCAGGGGCUCCAGCCCGGUAUGCGACCCAGAGGACCCCUCUCAGCCCUGGCCGGGAUGAAGCCCCUUCCUCUCGGUAUGAUCCACCACCCAGCUCACCCAGGGCAUGGCAUGGCCCCGCCUAGCUACCCCGCCUCUGGGGCCGCUGUUGCCAAACACCCCCAUCCCCACCAACAUCAACACCCCCAUGGGUCUGGGUACGGACCAGGACAGGGGAACCCUGGACACAAGCUGCCUCCGUACGAGUACCCUCAGCAGGGGCAGAGCAACGGGGGUAUGGGGGGUAGGCCUGGAGGUGGAGGCGAGGAGGCUGACUUCAUCGACAGCCUGGUGGGCUCCAAUGAAGACUGGCUGAACAACCUGACUAUGAUUGACGAGUAUCUUGAGCAGAACUCAUAGUGGGAGGGGUGCCAUGUCGAAGGUUGUAGUUCAGGGUUCAGCGUUGACUUUUCACCUAUAUGAAACUGAUGUGGUUUGGCGGUGUGACAGGGACAUGGAGCUAUUACAAGCUUAUGAAUGGUUAUAACAGGGUGUGUGUACCAUUCUAGAAGGUUCUAGAAGGUUAUACCUGGAUUUACAGUUUGCGUGAAUGCGAUUGGCUGUUUCAGAGUAACAGGAGCGUUAUAAAGCCGACCAAACCUUCAACAUCUCCCAACAUACCCAAAAUGGCCACAUUCACCACAAGGUGUGCUUUCCAAUAUCGCCGGAGGCCAUAUUGGAAAGAAGGUGUGGCUAAAAUGGAACUCACAGAACACACAGAACCUCAUGAUUCGAUGGUUGUCUGGGAAACAGAAGCUUCACUCCAAAGAGCUAGCAUAGGAGUCCAAGCAUUCUUAUUGGUUGUUUGUGUACUGCAGUUAGGACAGCGGACUAAUAAAGUGGGUUAAAAUUCUCUCCCCAUAGGGAUAUCUCCUAUAAAAGGGUUAUGUCUAUAAAAUCCUCUUUGAUUGGAUGAAAUCAAUGACCUUCAGCAAUGCAAUUGGUCCACUGUUUUUCACUGUGUCUGUACUAAUUUUGGUUGAAUUUUCAACACCAAUCUUUUUUGGUUUACUUUUGUAUCAAAGUACAGUAUGUGGGUGUGAUUUGGAAGCAUCACUCAAAAACAUUCAAAUUCCAGAUUAAUCUAUAUACGAUUGGACCCUGGACACACACAAUGCAUUUGAGCCAAUCAGAAGUCAAUAUACAGGGAAAUACAGGCCAAAUCAGUUUGGGGUAAUUUCUAUCACUGAUUGGCCAAAAGGAACUUGAAAGGUUCUCUACCAUGAAAGUUUGUUAUCAAUACUUCAUGAUCUGGACUGUGGGGGUUUGUAUAUAGUAAACUAUUUUGUAAAAUAUGUUUUUGUUAAACUGUAUCAUACACAAAAGAGAAGUACACAUAUUUAUACUUCUUUUCUUCAGAAUAAAAGUCUUCAGAUUC
Molecule: messenger RNA, 4769 nt
Organism: Esox lucius (northern pike)
Lineage: Eukaryota; Metazoa; Chordata; Actinopteri; Esociformes; Esocidae
Product: neurogenic protein mastermind
Exons: 6
Coding region: 362-3751 (1129 amino acids)
Biological process (GO): regulation of transcription by RNA polymerase II
Cellular component (GO): nuclear body
Source: RefSeq, a predicted model, not a curated record